UCUCUCUCUCUCUGUCUGCUUCCCUGUUCCUGCACACCUACCUCACAUGCUGUGUAUGUGUGUGUGUCCUGUCCAGACAGGGCUUCGCUUGCACAGCUUCCCUACUCGCUCCUUCUCCUGACAGCAAUAAAGGGGGAGGGGGCUGGGGAGAAGCUUGAAACAACUGAGACCCACAGAGAGAGAAAAUAGAAGCAACAAGAGACAUUGGCGGAGCUUGUGUUUUCCUGGAGUCAGUUGGUGUCCGCUGAUUUUUUUUUGUUAAAUUACUGUAUUUGGGGAGGUGUGUGUGUGUCUGUGUGAGCUUUCUCAUCCUGGAUGCAGUUGCUGGAUCCUGCAGAGCGAGUCUUCAUGAACGAUCCGCACCAAUUAGAGAUUGCAAGGCAUUCCCGGGUCACCAGUCUGCCACUAUGGUUAAAUGUCUUGUUUAAUGGUUGAGAGGUGUGGAGCUACCUCAUUUGACAGUCCUGAUCAGAAUGCCCUAUGUGUUCGCAUGCUAGGAAAUGCACGAGUGAGAGGGCAAGCAGGGCUUCUUUCUGAGCGCCGAGGGUCAUACCCAGUCAUUGAUUUUCGCCUUCUGAAUACAACUGCACAUUCAGGUGAAAUCGGCACAAGGAAAAGGGUGAAAAGACUUUUGAGCUUUCAGAGGUAUUUCCACGCUUCUCGACUGCUACGUGGCAUUGUACCACAGACAUGUCUGCAUUUAUUGGAUGAGGACUACCUUGGGCAAGCCAGACACAUGCUAUCAAAAGUUGGGAGGUGGAAUUUUGACAUUUUCUUGUUUGACCGUCUAACGAAUGGGAACAGUCUUGUCACCCUGUUAUGUCACCUGUUUAAUCUCCAUGGUCUCAUUCAUCACUUCCAGUUGGAUAUGGUGAAAUUGCACAGAUUUUUAGUCAUGAUUCAAGAGGAUUAUCACAGCCAAAACCCAUAUCAUAAUGCUGUUCAUGCUGCUGAUGUGACUCAGGCAAUGCACUGCUAUCUAAAAGAACCAAAGCUCGCCCGGUUUUUGACACCACUUGACAUCAUGCUUGGUUUGACAGCAGCUGCAGCGCAUGAUGUUGAUCAUCCAGGAGUCAACCAACCUUUUCUCAUCAAAACCAAACACCAUCUAGCCAGUUUAUACCAGAAUAUCUCUGUACUGGAGAAUCACCACUGGAGAUCGACAGUUGGGAUGCUCCGAGAAUCAGGUCUGCUGGCUCAUUUGCCCGUGGAUAUGAUACAAGAUAUUGAGCAACAGUUAGGAUCUCUCAUUCUGGCCACGGAUAUUAGCCGACAAAAUGAGUUUCUUACAAGAAUGAAAACUCAUUUGGACAACAGAGAUUUAUCAUUGGAAGAUGCAGAUCAUAAACACUUCAUACUUCAGAUUCUCCAGCAUCUGCAGUUCCUACUACCCCAGAGAAGACACGAAUCCCUUUUUUGUGAAACCAGAUGAACUGAAAUACAAAGGAUCACACCCAUCAUGCCCUCUCCACUCUAUGCUGCCUGAAAUGGAUGUUUUACGUGGUUUUGCAGAGCUACUGCAAGUUAUUGCAAAGACCUAAGAAAAAUUAUACAGCAGUCAAGAAUGACCAGCCAUGUAAGUUUCUUACUACAGGUGUACAUAAUCUGAUAUGAAUGAAGCAAAUGAUUUGAGACUUUUCUUUAAAGUACGAAUUUAUUUCCUGGGUUUAGAUCGGUUUGUAAUUAACAACCUAUAUCUGUGGAGCCAGAUAUGCUGCAAUUUAGAAGAAUAUUACAUGGGUAACAUUGUGACAUUUUGGUUUGUUUAAGAAA
Molecule: messenger RNA, 1773 nt
Organism: Rhincodon typus (whale shark)
Lineage: Eukaryota; Metazoa; Chordata; Chondrichthyes; Orectolobiformes; Rhincodontidae
Product: cAMP-specific 3',5'-cyclic phosphodiesterase 7B-like
Exons: 11
Coding region: 416-1432 (338 amino acids)
Molecular function (GO): 3',5'-cyclic-AMP phosphodiesterase activity
Source: RefSeq, a predicted model, not a curated record